GACAACGCUACCCAGUUGGAAUAAGUAGGGAGAUACCAAGAGCCACAGUCCAGACUCCGGAUAAACAGUUGCAGGGGAGAGAAAAACACAAGCCAAAGAAAGGGUCAUGGCAGAGACAGCCAGUAGCUCCAAAAUCAAAACAUCAAGGUGGUCUCUCAAUGGAAUGACUGCCCUUGUCACUGGUGGUACUCGAGGAAUUGGGCAUGCAAUAGUGAAUGAACUGGCAGGGCUUGGGGCUGCUGUUUACACGUGUUCAAGAAAUGAAGCUGAACUAAAUAAGUGUUUGAAGGAAUGGGAAGGUAAAGGAUUUCUGGUUAGUGGGUCAGUUUGCGAUGCUUCCAGUAAAGACCAGAGACAGAAGCUGAUGGAGAAUGUUGCUUCUCUUUUCAAUGGAAGGCUUAACAUUCUUGUAAGUGUCUUUGCCAUCUCAUUUUCUGCAUAA
Messenger RNA from Theobroma umbraticum, 442 nucleotides. The record is from RefSeq and is a predicted model, not a curated record. NCBI's taxonomy places the organism in Eukaryota, Viridiplantae, Streptophyta, Magnoliopsida, Malvales, Malvaceae.